AUGGGGAAAGUGCAGGACUUCAGAUGUGUUGAAUGUAACGAAAAUGCAACAGAACUGCACCGAGACUACAGCAACGGCAUCCUGAAGAUAACUAUAUGUGAGUCAUGCCAGAAGCCUGUGGACAAGUACAUAGAGUAUGACCCGGUGAUCAUCCUCAUUGAUGCCAUUUUGUGCAAAACUCAAGCGUUUAGACACAUUUUGUUCAACACAAGCCUGAAUAUCCAUUGGAAGCUGUGUGUGUUCUGCCUUCUGUGCGAGGCAUACCUCCGCUGGUCCCUUCUCCACUCCUCAGAGCAGAGCAGUGACCCGGCAGACCUCAUCAGAUACACAAAAGAGUGGGAGUUUUAUGGAAUGUUCCUUUUGGCCUCCCUAGAACUGUCUGCGUUCUGUGGGGGGGUGCUGCUGGUGGUGUGGCUGCUGGUUUCCUGCCUCCAGAGCCAGUCUUUGGAGUUGGGUCUGCUGCUGAAGGGACUGCUGCUGUCCUCCUACGGGAAAGUCCUGCUGGUCCCCACCGUCAUCUGGGAGCACGACUACUCCCCGCUCUGCCUCGCGCUCAUCAAACUCUUCGUCCUCACGUCCAACUGCCAGGCCAUCAGAGUGAUCCUGAACUGCAGCAGACGUCUCUCCAUCCUGACGGUCUGUCUGGGUCUGCUCUGUGAGACCGGAGUGGUCCAGGUCUGCAGCAGUCUCCCCUCGGGUUUCAAAGAGUUGCUCCGUUUCGAAUGA
Messenger RNA from Knipowitschia caucasica, 726 nucleotides. The record is from the annotation of a GenBank genome assembly. NCBI's taxonomy places the organism in Eukaryota, Metazoa, Chordata, Actinopteri, Gobiiformes, Gobiidae.